Fusarium poae is the source of this 360-nucleotide messenger RNA. RefSeq lists its product as uncharacterized. The transcript is spliced from 2 exons. NCBI's taxonomy places the organism in Eukaryota, Fungi, Ascomycota, Sordariomycetes, Hypocreales, Nectriaceae. The record is from RefSeq and is a predicted model, not a curated record. The coding region runs from base 1 to 360 and encodes 119 amino acids.
AUGGACACUCCGAAUAAAUCUAGUCAGAAGACAAGCGGCGCCUCCGUUGCCAGGGACUUUAACAAUGUCUUGAACUCAACACCAGCCUUUGAAGCCAUGCGCUUCACAGCCAACUACGCACGAAUCGCAAAGGCCGAGCUUCAAAGCUGUGAUUAUGAAGACCUCAUGGUCGCCGUAAAAGAGGCGGGAAAACUUUUGCCAGAAGCCUUUAAUCCUGCUACAGAUGAAUGGCCAGCUGAUGCGGAAGCGAUCAACGAAAAUAUGGAAAACAAAUUGAAAGAUUGUGAUAAAUUGGCUGGAGGGUUCAGGAAGUUUGUUGAGAAUGCUCACGCAGCUGUGAUGGCGGGUGCAAAACGUUGA